Messenger RNA from Lates calcarifer (barramundi perch), 5958 nucleotides. RefSeq names its product RNA binding motif protein 27 (gene rbm27). The record is from RefSeq and is a predicted model, not a curated record. Gene Ontology annotation, cellular component: nucleus. Gene Ontology annotation, molecular function: metal ion binding; RNA binding. The transcript has 21 exons. Lineage: Eukaryota; Metazoa; Chordata; Actinopteri; Centropomidae. Gene Ontology annotation, biological process: mRNA processing. Bases 137 to 3289 code for a protein of 1050 amino acids.
AUGCCGUAAAACACUUUGUCCGACCUGCCAGUGAAGAGAGACAGAAGGCCUUAAAGCUUAUAAAUUUAUAGACGAUGAGAGUAGGGUUAUCAAAACGCACUUUCAUUUUAUAGACAGUAUUAUAGUCUUUCUCACGAUGAUCAUAGAGAAUGUGGAAGCCUUGAAGUCGUGGCUAGCAAAACUCUUGGAGCCAAUAUGUGAUGCUGAUCCCUCUGCAUUAGCCAACUAUGUGGUUGCUCUUGUGAAGAAGGACAAACCGGAGAAGGAGCUGAAAGCACUUUGUGCUGAUCAGCUUGAUGUCUUCCUACAAAAAGAGACGACAGGGUUUGUCGAUAAACUUUUUGAAUGUCUGACAACCAAGAACUACCUGGGAAAUCCUGCUGUCAAGGAGGCUCCUAAAGAGGAGGUCAAACCACCUGCAGUCAAGUCUGAUGUUGUGGAGGCUGAAACAGAGGAGGAGAGAGAAAACAGGUGGAGGAGAAGUCCUUUGAGAAACCGCCCUGACUUCAACGAGUCUAGGAGCCGCGAUGACAGGAGACGAGAUGAGCGCAAGCGCCGUGACUUCGAUCGGCAUGGGAAAAGCGGCAGCGACUCCCAUCGCGAGCGGGAGCGGCAUGAGCGGCGCAGGGGCAGCCCCCGCGGGAGGAGCUACAGCCGCAGCCGUAGCCGGAGCAGGAGCGGCAGCCGAGGAAAGAGCAGAGACAGAGAGCACAGAGGAGGCAGAGACUUUAAAUCAAAGUUUGAGGUGGAAAGAAAGGACACCGAUAGCUACAAUUCCUCAACCACAUCUGGCUCCCAGCAGCAGCAGCACCCACCGCCUCUCCUGCCCCUUCCCACACCUCCACACCCUUUUUCCUCCUCUUCCUCGUCGUCUGCCGGAGUCUCAGGAGCUGGCGGCGUCCCCAUAGCAACACUGGCCCACCUGCCCGAUAGCACCACAGACAGCUGGUCCAGCUACUACGGUGCCCAGAGGCAAGAUGGUGUUGGGAAGCCGUUCAACAGCAAGAACACGUCACUCAAACAGCGUUGCAGGGAUUACGAUGAAAAAGGAUUUUGUGUCCGUGGUGACCUUUGUCCAUUUGACCACGGCAACGACCCUCUCAUUGUGGAUGAUGUCAAUCUACCGAGUAUGAUUCCAUUCCCUCCCCCACCUGUUAUGCCCCCCACUGGCCUGCCCAUGCCUCCGAUCACUGAGCCACCCCCUACCCUCAGAAUGCCUUCAAUGCCACCCUACGGCCAGCCACCACCACCGGGCGUCUUCCCUAUGACAGGUCCCCCACUGAUAGCAACCAGUGGGAUUGAAACCCCCAACCACCAAUCUGCAAUCACUUCUUCUCCUCCUAUUGGACCGCCUGGCGUGGGGCUGCCGCCUACUCUUCCUCCUCCUCCUCCACCUCCUCCUCCUUCGUCUUCAUCUGUGUCUCUUCGUCCCCAAUAUGUCCAGUCUGAAUAUAACUAUGAUCCAGAGGGCUACAACCCAGAAUCCCCAGGCCUGACUGCAGCAGGUCGUAACCCGUACCGUCAGUUCAUUCCCCGGGUGCAGACUCAGCGCUCCAACCUCAUUGGCCUCACCUCCAACGAAGGACAAGGCUCCAGAGCUGCAAACAUAGUGAUUCAGACAGAGCCAGCCACUGCAGCCAGCACUCCUGGAAGUAACAUGUCCCGUUUCAACACAGAGCAGGACAGCAGGAAGAGAACCAUGGGACAUAGUACAGCUGAGGGACCAGUGGCUAAAAAACCCUGGAUGGAGAAGCCAAACUUUAACAACCAACACAAGAGCAGUUUUCCUAAGAGGAAUCACUAUGUAAACACCAAGCUGGAGGUGCGCAAGAUUCCCCGCGAGCUCAACAAUAUCACCAAGCUCAAUGAGCACUUCAGCAAGUUUGGAACCAUCGUCAAUAUACAGGUUGUGUUUGGUGGAGACCCAGAGGCAGCUUUGAUUCAGUACACAAAGAAUGAAGAGGCCAGACGGGCCAUAUCCAGCACUGAGGCGGUCCUCAACAACCGCUUCAUUCGUGUAUACUGGCACCGCGAGCCUGGCACCAAUGCCACAGGGCUUCAACAGCAGGAGCAGAGUUCAGGGAGCCAAGCAGCUGGAUCAGCACCCAGCCAGGGGCCACAGCACAGCAACGUGCAUAAGGGAAUAAAGCAGCACAAUGCAGCCGCCUAUGUGCUGAACAAGACUGUACCAAAGCAUCGCCUGGCAGCUGCGGCUGGGACCACAGUUACACCCAAGCCGGACAGCCUGAACCCAAACACAGACACUGUCAAUGUGGCGCCUGCACUGACAAACACCCAGAAGGGCCCCUACACUUCCACAGCCCUCAAGUCGUCCUCAAAGAGCCUUGGGAAAACAGGAAAAGCACUAGAAGCACAGGAAGUCCUCAAGAAGAAACAGGAGGCAUUAAAACUCCAGCAGGACAUGAGAAAGAAGAAGCAAGAGAUGUUAAAGACACAGAUUGAGUGUCAGAAGGCCUUGAUAAACCGCCUAGAGAAGAACCGAGGGAUGAAACCCGAGGAGAGAGCCAACAUCAUGAAGACCCUGAAGGAGCUGACUGACAAGAUCGCCCAGCUGCAGAAUGAAAUGAAUCCCGCCUCCCAGGUCUCCGGCACCAAACCCAACCACAGCCAGUCCAAGACCAAGACUGAUGCCCAGAAGGAACUGCUGGAUGCAGAGCUGGACUUUCACAAGAAAAUGAGCUCUGGUGAGGACACAACAGACCUCAAGAGAAAACUGGGGCAGCUACAAGUGGAGGCGACACGGUUGGGUCUGAUCCGGCCUCCAGUGGGUCGAGGUCGGGGUCGAGGGAAGAUGGCGCCAGAGCCUGGUUCGAUGCACGUGGGCCGCGGUAGGGGUCGAAGCCGGGAGAUGAUGGCUCGCGGCGGGGCCGUGAACCGUAUGGUGGUCGACCACAGACCCAGAGCCCUGGCUAUUUUGGGCGUCACUCAGGAGGAGAAGGAAGAACUAAUGCCACACUUUGUGAAAUUUGGGGAGAUUGAGGAUCUUCGUGACCAAGACGCAAACAGUGUUGUCAUGACCUUUAAAACACGAAGCGAAGCAGAGAAUGCAGCUAAUCAGGGAGCUAAGUUCAAAGGUCGGGUGCUGCAGAUUUCCUGGUACAAGCCCAAGACGCCCUCCGUUACAACAGAGCCAGAGGAGGAAGAGGCUAAAGAUGAGGACAAUAAGAAGGAAGCUAGCUCGUAUUUGCCUGGUGAGGAAGAAGAGGAGGAAGAGGAGGAGGACGACGAUGAAGACGAUGAGUACGAGAGCCGAUCGUGGAGACGGUGAAGGCAUUGCUAUUCGUCAUUACCGCUGCUCUCCAGCAAAAUCAGUAGUUAUUUUUCCUCACGUGCAGACGAAAAUCAACACAACGGAACUCACAUUUUUUUCCUUUCCAGUAUUUUCAAACUAAUUUUAGACUCUAAUCAAAGUAAAAACAUCUUUAUUGUACAUCAAACGAGGGUUAGAGGGUCAACAAUUUUUUGUAUCCCUCGACUAAACAAUUAUUUAAAACAUCUCACUUUUGCUGAGAAAGAUAAAUGCUAAGUUGUUCUUAUAGAUAGAAAAACCUAUGUAAGUUUCAGUGUGCUUACCAGAUGAUAAAUAUCAGUAAUGCACAACAUUUGUGUCUACUGUGAAUAGGUAUUUUUAUACAUACUGUAUUUAAGCUCUUUUCUCACCAGUUUUUGAGAAAUCUUGUCCUGCGUUCAGGGACAGCCAUUCCAUCACCAAUAGAACGUUCUCUGUUGCUACCAGAGAGAUAUUUAUUUAUUUUUCCACUGCAUAAAUGCACUGUGCCGUACCUAUAUUGGCACAGUAUGGUAUGGUUUUCCAUUUCACUUUUCUCACAGUUUGUUUUGGUAGGGGUAAGCCCAAAAUGUUAAAGGUUCCAAAUAUUUAUAGACAGUGGCUCUGUGCACUGGCAUGAAUACAUGCUAGUUUGUGCAUGUUGUAUUCCUAAACAAACAGAGCCACCACCCCCCUCCCAGCACUCAGAGGUGCUGAUACUGUACCAUCACUAUAUUAGAGCCAGUGCAGGUACAGAAAGAUACCAGUGCAAUAGAAAAAAACUCAAACAAUGUUUACAAAUUGCCAUGUCCAUGCACGUCAGAUACAGUCUUGUAGUAAAAUAAUCAAAUUUUCCCCGCGUGUAUUUUGUUGCUCACUUAAUGUCCAGUGCCACUCUGUGUAAAUACAAACACCUACACGGGUGUUCUACAUUUUCUAAGAGUGUGUAACAUUUUUCACUUGUUUUACUCUGUCACCUGGUCACCCAAAGGGCCUGACAGGGCAAGGAUCAGCUCACAAAUGUCAAAAACAUGAGAUCCAUAGACAGGUGUCUGAAUGUAAUACUGAACAGUUGAUUUUAAUAUAUAAAUAUAUAUAUAUAUAAUUUCUUUGCCUUACACAAUCAGCAGAUGGCUGAAUUUUUACAAGAUUUGUGAUUUACUUUUGUAAAUUUUGUAAAUGCUUGAAAGAGAAAUUACUGUUGUACUUUUUUUGUUUUGUUUUUUGAGUUUUGUUUUUUCUGUCAUUUUUAAAGGAAUGACAAGGUUGUGUCAGGUAGAAAAUGUCAAGCAAGAGUGCAUAGCUUCUCUGCUUAUUCACAAGAAUUUUGCAUUUGUGACCAGUCCACGUCAUUAUUUCACUAAAUUUGUCAUCUAAGUAGCACAUUUCUUUUAAAGAAACAUUCAGAGCUGCUCUGAUCUGUGGAAAACACUUUGUUGCAAGGCACGGGAAGAGGCGGUGGGGGGAUCAUGCACCUCACAAUAUUAUUUGUGCAUUAGUGCAGCUUUGCCUGCAUCUGAAUGUCAGACAAAGCUCUAAACCCACUCUACAAGUGCAACCACAAUGUGCACUUUUCAUGACAAAAAAUUUUAUUUAGUAUUUUGCCUUUACCUAUAUUGUAUCUUAGAAUCCUCAGGGUGGGAGGAAGAAAAUUAAUUAAAAUUCAAAUGGAAAUGUGUUCAGUGCAAGAUAACACAUUUUUGACAGUUAAAGUUAUUACUUUUGUUGCUUCCCUUAAACAAAUAACUAUGUUUACAUGCAGCUUAAUGAAGUGUGGUUUGAUGUUUGCUUGUCAUAACUCAAUUAAACUGAUCAUAUCCAGUUACAUUGAAGCACCACAACAAAGGAGAGAUAUUAACUGUACACAAUCAUGCAGGCAGAAAUUCCAUGCAGAUUUCUGCCUGCAUGUGAACACAGUCGAUAGCUCUCUUCUUAACUCUUGUUUGAAUUGCAUAUCUCACAGUUGUCUAGUGACUCAGAAACCUCCUGCCAUUGACUUUAUUGUCCCAGUAAAAGCUUUGAGUUCAUGUUUUGGUCUCCACCAUCACAGUGUCAGUCAAAAUGAGGUUCAGGUGUGCGAUGGAAAGCUGAAGCUUUUCCCUUUGCAUUUAGUACUUCGAUAUGAUUUGUUCAUGUGGGUUUUUUUUGUUUUUUGUUUUUUGUUGUUUUUUUUGUUUUUGUUUUUUUUUCAUAUGAGGUCACUGGCAGUUUUAAAGGACAAACCUACACUGGCAGGUUUCUUGCUUGUGUAAGUGAAGAUUCAGAGAAGGUCUCUCCCACUUUUUGUACUAUCUUCUGUAUGCUACUAUCACACAAUAGUGUAAAAAAAUGUAAAAUGUUUAUUGGAUAAUAGUUUUGGAUUUGUUACUGUUUAUAUUUGCAGGAUGUGGAUGUAUUUUCUUCAUGUAUUUUGUUUGUAAAAAAUGGAUUUCUAAUUUACGAGCAUGUUUGCUUUUGCCAAUAAAGAUGGAGGAAUGGGACGCUUGUAAUACAAGAAAAGAAGAAGAAAAAAGAAAAAAAAACAAUUUUAAUUGGAUCUUGGAGUAAAAAAAGAAACAUUUUGAGUUAAAGAAAGACGAUUGACCAAAAAAAGACAAAAAAUACAUAAAGUCAGCAUUGGUAAGGGGGAAAAAAUCAAGCAAAAGCAUUCCAGAAAAUAUUACCUUAAA